AUGGAGGAUGUUAUACCAGAAUCUGAAAGCUUGUUGCUUCCGUUGAAUCUGAGCCCAAGAGGAGGUGGUGGAGCCAAAGCUGAAGAAGGCCAUCAGGAAGCUAAUGGACGUGAAGGCAGGGCAAGUGGAGGUGAAGACAGAGAAGUUGAAAAAGAGAAGGCAAGCAUGAAUGGAGGAGAUGAAGGUAAAGAUGAAGAGAAAGGAGGUGGGCUUAUAACCCAUCUAAUCUCCAUAGUGUCACCAAGGAGCACUCCAAAAGCAGGGGAAGUGGCCAAAAGAAAAGUUGAGUUUGAGGUUGAAGAUGAUAUAGGAAAUAGGGGCUUUUCUGGUAAGUCAAAGCCAGAGCAAGAUGUGGGCUCUGUUAGUGAAAAUAAUAGUGGAGGGGUAAUCUCAAAUCUCAUCUCCAACUUUUUUAAUCAGGGUGAUGGCGGUGGAGGAGGAGGUGGAGAGAAUGAUGAGGUGGACAAAGAAGCAGAGAAAGUGAUAGAGGAUGUUGGAAAUAAGAGAAUGAAAAUGGUAGAGGAGGAGAAAGGAGAGGUGGAGGGUGGUGGAGGGGGAGGAGGCAUCUUUGACAACUUUGUCUCUCACUUGCCUACGUCUCUUCCAGAUGAUGCAGCUCCCUCGACUGACGAAGCCUCCAUUCUCAUUACCUCAAUAGUUCGAGACUAA
Prunus armeniaca (apricot) is the source of this 669-nucleotide messenger RNA. The record is from the annotation of a GenBank genome assembly. NCBI's taxonomy places the organism in Eukaryota, Viridiplantae, Streptophyta, Magnoliopsida, Rosales, Rosaceae.